Messenger RNA from Anopheles maculipalpis, 3034 nucleotides. It is a transcript of the gene NT1, whose product is annotated as neurotrophin 1. Gene Ontology annotation, cellular component: extracellular region. Lineage: Eukaryota; Metazoa; Arthropoda; Insecta; Diptera; Culicidae. Gene Ontology annotation, molecular function: growth factor activity; Toll binding. Bases 1 to 2889 code for a protein of 962 amino acids. The record is from RefSeq and is a predicted model, not a curated record. Gene Ontology annotation, biological process: innate immune response; regulation of Toll signaling pathway; central nervous system formation. The transcript has 5 exons.
AUGCAAUCACGCGUAAAGCUAACGCUAGUGGUCGUCGUCCUCUGGACUAAUUUGCUGCUGCUUCACUCCAGCACCGAAGCAUCAACCGACUCGGGUCUGCCCGAUUUCGAGCUAGACGAUGGUAAAGAUGAGACGGAUGAUGAGUACUACUACGUGAACGAUGGUAGCGAUCAGCAGAUGCAACCAUCGCACAAAAUCAUCAGCUAUGCCAAACCACCACCACCACCGGGUGACGGUACCAUUGUUCCUGUGCAGGGCGAUGCAGUCGAACCCUUCCUAAUGGAGGACGACGAUACCAGCUUCGAGGUGAUGGACGAUGUGGACUUUGUCGAGACGGGAUCGAUGGACUUCCAGCGGAAGGCGGAGCGUAUGAAACGGAUCAUGCUGAAGGCAUUCGCCAACCGGGAGUUCCAGCGAAAGUUUGGUGAAGUGUUGCCACUGCUGAAGGUGAUGUCGAAAACGCAAAAGUCUACCCUGGCGGCACUGAUUACGGCGCAGGUGAAUUCACGGGAAGGACACACCCUAUCGUUGGAACAGGUCAAAUCGAUGUUCGGUAACCGGCCGGAGCUGAUUCUACCGCUCGUCUACGACAUUGCGAACAUGAUCCGUACCGUGGCCAAAAAGGAGAGUCUACUGCACGAUCAGCAGCAGCACUGGGAGCGACUGGAAGAAGCCGAUAAAGCACUGGUCGAGGAUGAGGGCGUUCUGUCCAAUCAUUUGCUUCGGCGGAGCUUUAGCAUACGCUCGGAACCACAUGGGUUUCGCAUGAAGGAUGUACCGCCGGUUACUGCCGAUCUGAACGAUGGUCGACUGAUGGUGGACGAACAGGAGCCAGCCAACGUGCGCACCAUUUCAACAGACGCCAGCAACGAAGAAGCGGGACGAUCUGCCCGGGACGAGCCGCAACCUUUCUUCGAGAAGCUCGUACAAGCAUUGCCUCGCUUUAACGUGCAGCAGACGACACGCGGCAAACACUCGGACGAUCGAAUGACGUACCACGAGCGAAAGCUUAACAUGACCGCUUUCAACGCUACCGGCACCCAGCGCGAUCAGCUCGCGAUGGCUUCCGACGGGCCAAUACCGGUCACCUUGCCUAAAGUCUCUCCCAAACAGUCAGCCGGGUCGUCCUCCGGACCGGUAAAUGCGAUCGGUCCACUAUCACGCGAGCCAACCACUACCCACGGCCCGGAAGUCAUCAGCGCCGUCACCGAGCACAAGCUAACCCUGGAGGAGAUCGAAGAUCUUGCCUUCGCCGGACUCAAUGGAACGGAAGUGGAUGCGUACGGUGCGUCCGGUACGGCCACGCACGGUAACAGCACGUCCAGUGGUGGUCCGGUGGCAGAGAAACUCAUCGGUGGCCGUCAGCGACCACAGGGACUGCACACGCUACAGCCGAGCGAAAAGUGUGAAUACUUCUCGGGCGGUGUUUGUAUCCGGGUCGCCAACUAUCCCACCUCCGAGAUCAUGUACAGUAUUACGCGCCACCGGCAUGCCAUCGGUGCCCUGCUGGCCGAGUACAUUGACAAAGCGAACGCCCAGGACCGUACCGUGUACGAGCCGGAGGAAAUUGCGCAGGGCAUCAACACCAAGCUCAGAAAGCGAGAAGAUGACCCAUCGAAAGCGGGGGGUAGCAUGUGCCCCAGUAUCAUCCGGUACGCACGCCCACAGAAGGCACGAUCGGCAACCGGCGAGUGGAAGUAUAUCGUCAACACGGGCGAACACACGCAGACGCUUCGACUAGAAAAGUGCAGCACACCACAAGACUCAUGUACCUAUCUGACAGACAAUUUCCGGUCGCGUUGCGUGCAGAUCUACAAUUACCAUCGAUUGCUGAGCUGGGAUGCUGCCCGGGGCCUGCACGUGGACAUCUUUAAAGUGCCGACCUGCUGCUCCUGCCACAUCGAUGGGUAUCGGGAAACGUUUCCUCCGCUAACGAGCUACAACGACUUCAAGUCCAAGAUUCACGAAGAUCCGAGCGAAUCGGCAUCGACACUGAUCCGCAACACGCACCACUACUCGACGCUUCAGUUCGAUCAGGUCGAUGAGGACGAGUCGGACGAUAACAUUGCGUACCAGUUCUCGAACGGGUUCCAACGGGUGAAACCACCAAAAUACGAAAGUCCUCUGCAUCUUCCGGCUGUUCCACCACCUCCCCCACCACCGCCAGGACAGGGUAAAACAAGAUUCGAACGUCCACCGAAGCAUCCGGCCAUUUCGAAACCGAAGCACCCGCACUUUAUCGCACCUCCAACGCUCGACACGUAUCUGAGCCCUCCGCCGAACGAUCUUGCGUACGGAAUCCCGUUUAAGCGAGGUCCGCACUACACCACCGAAAACGCUUUAAAGCGAGCGGGAAACGUUGGAGCACCAAACAGGAGACCACUGCGCAAGGCGGCAAACGUGCAGCAGCAUGGCGAUCAAAGCAUUGCCGAAACGGAUUCCCGGCUCAAUCAGGUGGCUGUGUUGCCACCCACCAAGCUGGACCAACUGCCCCAAACACAGGCCCAAAACAUCAUCGAGAAGCAUCGCCGUCGGCAACAACAUACCACUCCACAGCCGCCCCUUACCACGCUGCAGCAACAGACGCCCGUCAUCUUCCGUAUAUCGCAACCGGCCGCAACGUCGGUUGGCAUUAACCCAACGGUUCCGCUGUCCACUAUGCCACAACCCCAACCGCCCAGCACGGCAAGUACCAGCACAACUACGGUCACGUCCACCAAUGGCCAUCAGCGUAUCAACUACAACUACCAUCCGAUCAUCGACUUCUUCGAGGAGGAGGAAGAAGUGCCGGACAUUACGCAGGAACAGAUUGACCGGAUCGGGCUAAACAGUCACACGUCGCUCAACAGCUGGAAGCCGGUAAUUACCGGUAGGCCACGGUUUCACUGACGAUCCCCAGUUCCACCCACCCUUCCACACACAUACACUCGCGCUUCGAAUGAACAAGAAACAAUACUCACUCGAUUUCACGCAAUCAACCCCCUUUAGAGAUGUAGCUAAUUUAUAACUAAAACCUACCGGCUAAGUGUUAAGU